AACAACUAAAAAAGAAAAUAGAAGAGAAAACUGCAUACAAGUUGUUUAAAUAAUAAAAAUGAAAAGAAAAUUUAUUUAAUUUGCAAAUUUUUAACGAAAUGUUUCACACUGUUUCCAAUUGGAAAUAGUUCAAUCGAAUUCUGUAGUAUAUAAGAUAAAAUGUAUAAAAUAAUAUCACAUUAAACAACUAAACAUUGGAAGAUAACAAAAGAUAACGUGGCAAAUAACAACAACAAAAUUGAUAAAUUAUACCAGUUAGACGAAAGAAAGUAUAACAAGAAUCUCUAAAUAAAUAAAGAUCUAACGGAUGUAAAUAUCUAUUAAAAACAAAAUUCAGUUAAAGUAAAUACAUCUCACGUAAAAUCCGAAACAAACAGAAAGAUGACGGCGGAAACUUUGGUGUUAGUAAUGCUAGUUAUCGUGAUGUUGAUAGGUUCAUAUAUGGCUGGUAGCAUACCAUUGGUAAUGAAAUUAAGUGAGAAAAAACUCAAACUAGUUACUGUGCUGGGAGCGGGUCUGUUGGUGGGCACAGCUUUUACUGUCAUCAUACCUGAAGGCAUACGAUCUCUGUACACUGAUGUAGAAACACCAGCGCUAACCAAAACUCCCACCAAUACUGCCGAAGCACCAACCUCACAUACACACGACGAAGAGAAAGACCAUUCUCGGACCAUUGGCUUGUCAUUGGUGUUGGGAUUUGUUUUUAUGAUGUUAGUAGAUCAAAUCUCACAAAAGCGACAAAAAGAAUCAGCUCCCAACGAUAAAAAUAUAACAGCUACCUUGGGUCUUGUAGUACAUGCUGCAGCGGAUGGCGUAGCUCUAGGUGCAGCUGCUACUACCAGCCAUAAGGACGUCGAAAUGAUUGUAUUCCUGGCAAUUAUGCUUCACAAAGCUCCGGCAGCAUUUGGUCUUGUUAGUUUUUUACUACAUGAAAAAAUCGCACGACAACAGAUACAAAAACAUUUAGCAAUUUUCUCAUUAUCAGCCCCUCUAUUAACACUGCUGACAUACUUUGGCAUCGGUCAGGAACAAAAGGAAACAUUAAAUUCUGUGAAUGCAACUGGCAUAGCUAUGCUUUUUUCAGCGGGUACCUUUUUAUAUGUAGCGACUGUUCAUGUUUUACCCGAACUAACACAAGGUGGCCAUUCUCAUGCACCCUCCCAUUCUUCGCAAUACCGUCUCCUUGAGGAGAACACAGAUCUACCUGCACAAAUUGUCUCAUCUAACGGUCUAAGCUGCAGUGAACUUACAAUAAUGGUAUUUGGAGCAUUACUACCUUUAGUAAUAACAUUUGGCCAUCAUCAUUAAUUAAUCAAUUUUACUAUAACAAAAAUUAUUGUAAAUAUAAAUACUAUAUAAAUAUUAGGGUGUCGCCAAAUAGAAUUGAACGUUAUAAUACUCAAAGCUUGUUUAUUUGCUAACGUAUUGAUGAAAAAAAAAACAUAAGAUGCACACUUUUAUGUGAUAGCAGCUUAUUUUCCUCGUAGUAAGCUUGUAUAUAAUACACAGUGUUUGAGUCCUUAUACUUUCAAAUUUAUUUUCGCAUCAUCCUAUAUUUAGAUUUAUACAAAUUAUUAUAAAGACAAACAUAUGAAAUUUAUUGAGAUCAAAAUAAAAGUUUUACAUGUAAUGUAUACAAGAGCGCUAAAUUUAUAAAACAAAAACAUAUUCAAAUCAUAUUUAUCAGAGGAAUAAUAAAAUGUUUAUGUAUGUGGAUA
This is a messenger RNA of Calliphora vicina (urban bluebottle blowfly), 1718 nucleotides long. It is a transcript of the gene Zip102B, whose product is annotated as Zinc/iron regulated transporter-related protein 102B. Gene Ontology annotation, cellular component: membrane. The transcript has a single exon. The record is from RefSeq and is a predicted model, not a curated record. Gene Ontology annotation, biological process: zinc ion transport; transmembrane transport. Lineage: Eukaryota; Metazoa; Arthropoda; Insecta; Diptera; Calliphoridae. Gene Ontology annotation, molecular function: metal ion transmembrane transporter activity. Bases 382 to 1308 code for a protein of 308 amino acids.